Molecule: messenger RNA, 3730 nt
Organism: Schistocerca gregaria
Lineage: Eukaryota; Metazoa; Arthropoda; Insecta; Orthoptera; Acrididae
Product: probable serine/threonine-protein kinase DDB_G0278665
Exons: 3
Coding region: 579-3392 (937 amino acids)
Biological process (GO): protein phosphorylation
Molecular function (GO): protein kinase activity; ATP binding
Source: RefSeq, a predicted model, not a curated record
CUUUUUGAGCCUCUGUGCUAUUCAUAACCUCGACGAGUCAAUAUGAAUAAUAUUUUUAUUCUUAUAAAUAUUGAUACUUUCUGAUUUACCGAAAAAUUCUUAAAAUGAAAUGGGGCAGCUUAUGUAUUUAGGGCUUGUUAAACAGAACUCACUGCCAGUUUUUCAAAUAACCGAAUCAAGCGUACGGGUUGUUUAUUCAUUGCUAUUCUUUGGUAAAGCGAGAUGGCAAUUGAAAGACUAUGCUGUAUUCUUAUUUUAAGCGAAAUAUACAGACACAAUAUUCCUAUGAAGAGCCCGAGUAUUCUCGGCGCUAUCUAUCUUUAAACUGACCUAAAGAACGAUACGAUGUUUUAUAAGGAAUUCAGAUAGUUUAGAUUAAACUGAUGUCUAAAAAUUGAAUUAAUUUGCAGUUUUUAUUAUUAUUAUUUUUUACAGCUCGUUAAGCAGAAGAAAAUAGUCAUCUUGCUAGAUGGCUAUAAAGAGUGGCACUUUAUAAAAAACUCUACCAGGAACAUUUUUGAAAUCAACUGUGUUGAUGAACUCAAUUUGUAUUAUUUUGUCAGAACAAAAAGAGAAUUAUGCCAAAUGUUAAAAUAAGGCUAGUAUCGGCUAAAAACUUAAAAUUAGUAUCAGCCAACACCACCCAAGGAGUGUGUUGUGUUUGUUAUCUAGACAUGACACGUUCAUGUAUUUAUCCAAUAAAGCCACCAUCUAGUAAAAAUGAAGCUGAGAACCCAGUCUUCAACCAAGAGAUCACUUUGACAACGAGCAAUCCUUUUGAGAAUAUGUUGCAUAUCUCGGUUUUUGACAAAAAUAAACGUUCGAAGGAUAUUCUGAUUGGCGAAACUCGAAUCAGUCUCAGGAACCUCACUAACGAGCGCGAGCAUUUGGCUUGGUAUAAACUAAACGCCCAUUCAUCUGAAAUAUUGGUUGGCCUUAAGGCUGUCGAUUUCUCCACAGCCCAGCAGUACAAGGGUACUCAAGAACUGAAACAAAAGGCCUAUUCUCCAGACCAUGCGAUGGCAAAAAUGAAUGAGAAUUGCGCCGGCGGGAUACCUCGCCUUGCUGUACAGUUAGAUCCGGGGUACAAUGCGAACAAUAUGGUUGCUAUGCAAGGACAAGCUCCGAAAGACAGGGUGGCUUCCUUUCCACGACAAAUUGUUCAAAAUCAACAGUCGCGUUUAAUGUAUCCGGGAUCCAUGCCCAAAAAUUAUUUGUACGACUCUCCUCAAUUAUUGUUACAGAAUCAAGAAUUCACUUGUCAAUCCGAUUUUAAAGAUAUGAAGUGCGCACCGUUACUGUGCUUGAAUGAAUCUCAGAUCCACAGAGAUUUUCCAAAUAUAGCAAGGGGUUCAUUUGGAGUCGUUUAUACUGGUAACGUUCAGGGAAUCAAAGACAAGGUCAUCAUUAAAGACAUGCAAAUAACCAAUUAUGUGAACAUUGAGAACUGGAAGAGAGAAGUGUCAAUAAUGAAUAGUGUUAGAUGUCCAUACGUUGUAGAAAUUUUAGGGUAUUCUUCUUCUCGCAACAUUCUUACAAUCAUCAUGGAGUAUAUGAAAAAGGGUAGUUUGUAUGAAGUUAUCCAUAUUCGAAAAGAGCCUAUUUCUAUUUUACUCAGGAUGCGCAUGGCCCGUCACUGUGCGCUUGGGCUCGCUCAUUUGCAUGCAGCUGGAAUUAUGCACAGAGACGUAAAGAGUAUGAACAUUUUGGUCUCAUCUGAUUAUGCAUGUAAGUUUACAGAUUUUGGAUGCGCGAAGUUAGUUAGUAGCCGAAACUUUGUCAACACUGCCAAUUCUGGAACACCAUUGUGGAUGGCACCUGAAGUAAAGGCAGGAAAUUAUAGUUUUAGUGCGGAUAUAUAUUCACUAGGUAUUGUUCUCUACGAAAUAUUUGAAAGAUGUUUACCUCAGUUUGAUCAAGUGCGCCAAACAGUUAUUUUUCCCAUUCACUUUCAGUCGAGCAACCUGGUUCUUCAGUGCGUUGAUCAGACGCCCCAGGUUAGACCUACUGCAGCUCAAAUUGUUAAGAAGCUCGAUAUAAUCAUUAGAAACAUCCUCAACAAGGUGAGGACGCUUAUUUCCCCAGAUGAAGAAAUUUUGCUGAAGCAGAAUGCUUUAACGUUUGGUUUCAACAAUCCGGAAAUGACUCAAGCCGACAGAGAGAUAAAUCAACUAUAUGUCUAUUUACUCAAUAAAGAAUCAGCUGAUGUAGAUAACCUAGUUAGAAUGGCGUUUAGUAAAUCAUCAGACCCUGUCGCACCAACCCCGAAUUCCAACCCAAUACACAUGGGCUACCCAAAUGUUUCACCACAGCAAUUGGGGAACCCUGCCGUCAACUCAGAACCUUCUAGAUUACCACCUCAAUACCAAGAUAUACUGGCACUCAAAAAUAAUCAGAAGAUUAAUCCUGCAUUUCACCCACAAUUUCGAGCAGUAUACCAACUCCAAAACGCGCAAUUCAACCCUACAGACGGAUUCGUUAAUCCUUCUAUCUCCGGCGAUUUUCAAGACAGUGCUCCGUUUCAUCAACACAAUCAAUAUGAUCCUGCAUUCAGAAAUAACGAAAAUGCAUUUUACCCUCUUCCCUGUCCCAUUAGCUCGGACCAGUUACAAAUUCAGCAGUCAGAUCCUCCUCAGAAUUACUGUGGCUAUGCAAAGUCUGAGAUAGUGGGUGUUGAUGAUUGUUCGAAUUCUGAUCAUUUUUCAGAGGGCCAGCUGUAUGACGUAGAUCGUAAAAGUUUUCCAGAAAGUCAAUUUAUCGAGCAACCGAAAGUCAACUCAAGUAAUCCAGAAUGUUCAUUCAACAAGGCCCCAAAUAAUAACAACUUUGAUUUCCAAGAUAAAAAGCGCAAUUCGUUCGAUAGAAAGUUAAUCCAAAAAAAGGACCAAGGCGUAUACAGCCUUGUGAAUUCUGAUCAAGGUAAUGUAUUGGACUAUCAUCGCCAAACUUCUGGCAAGAAUGACUUCUACGCCCCAGUAUUGGAAGAUACCCUAAAAAAUCAACACCUAUCCCUUAGUGCUGAAGGAACAGGCGUUAAUACGAAGACAUCACUUUCUGCAGACAACAGUAGACACGUUACACUAGAAAACGUGUACAACCCCUCUGCUAUACCGCCAACUAAAAUAUCCUUGGAUCAUCCAGAGAAUAUGUAUCCCUCUCUAGAUGGCCCUUCAGUUGCCUGUCGUCGCCCGUACUCGGAAUGGAUAAACAUCGAAAAAUAUAUAAUGUCUCAAGAUGCAACGCGACUUCAAGCUCUACUAAGCCAAUAUAACAUAGAUACUAGCCAGUGCACCUGUCUAGACGAUCUUCGUUUUUUACUGUCAAAAAAUGCUUACAAGAAUGACGCCCUAGUUAAAGAGUUGAUAUCGCUGUCGAAAGUUUUGCAAGACUAGCUGAUAAUUUGAAAUACGCUAGUGCCAACUCAACGAAGAACAGCUUAAAAUGUUAGCACAGAAAAAAACAUAGAACUUCACAGAUAGCAAGAAAAAAAUUUUAAAUUCUAGAUUCAGCCACACGCCAUAACAAACGCAAUCGUGUACGAUCAUCGUCUUUAUAUGAAUAGAAAACCGAAUUCGGGCUACAGCUUUCCUAUACAAAAUAGCAACCAGAAAUAUCGAAUUGAUGACGUUGCUUAUAGUCUAUGGAUGACUGGACCAAAAAUCAAAACAGCCUGUUAAUUUACAUAAAAAAUUUCACCGUGUCAGAACAGAUUUUUUUUAAUUCGAGCUUU